Lingula anatina is the source of this 669-nucleotide messenger RNA. RefSeq lists its product as uncharacterized. NCBI's taxonomy places the organism in Eukaryota, Metazoa, Brachiopoda, Lingulata, Lingulida, Lingulidae. The record is from RefSeq and is a predicted model, not a curated record.
GUUUGGAUCGACUUUGUUUCCAGUCAAGAUUCGAGUCACUUCGUUCCGUCAGUACACAGACGACAACUACUUUCCCGCCAAGAUGAUGAAGCUGAUUCUACUUGUUACUCUUGUGGCUGCCAGCUAUCAAGAUGGUGGAUAUGGGAAUGGAUAUGGCGCCCGCAGCUACAAUUAUCAACCAGACGGAUAUGGCUCCCGCAGCUAUAAUUAUCAACCAGACGGAUAUGACGCCCGCAGCUACAAUUAUCAACCAGACGGAUAUGGCACCCGCAGCUAUAAUUCUCAUGGGAACGGAUAUGGCGCCCGCAGCUAUAAUAAUUAUGGGAACGGAUAUGGCGCCCGCAGCUACAAUAAUUAUCAAAGGAACGGAUAUGGUGCCCGCGACGGAUAUCGCGGAUCCGGAUACAACAGCUAUAAACAAUCUGGAUAUGGCCCAAGUGGAGGAAACGGAUACACCAGUCAUUGAUUCAUUACGUGACCAACACCCUGCCGCGUGCACCGCCGGAUAUGACGACAUCGACCACCUGACCUGUGUUUAAAAACCGCUCUCACACCAUGCUUCUACUCUACAUUCUUCUGUUUAGACUAGUGCAAUUUAAAAUAGUUAUUUUUAAAAACUUAUUCUGUGCCACGCAACUUUCUAUCAGCAAUAAAGCAUUCGAAACUUCA